AUGCUACAUCAAGAUUGUCAGAUCAGAAGCAAGGACCACUCGAAAAAUCCACGCCUAGAGGUGAACGCCAUCAUUGAGAAGCCCCCUGCCAGGGUUUAUAAAGAAAAGGAAGAAGUCCAAAUUCACCCAAACCGGUCGGAUCCGACCACCUUCAUUGCCGCCGAUCUAGAGAGCAAGAAAAAGGCGGAGAUGUCCGCCUACCUCAGGCAAAAUCAUGACGAAGACCGGAUGCAACCUUCCAUUCGGCUGGAUUAUCAGGCCACCAACAACAAAGCUGAGUAUGAAGCCUUGAUAGUCGGCUUACAGGCAGCGCGACAUGUCGGAGCCACAAAAGUCCUCAUUCACUCGGAUUAUCAAUUGGUCGCCCAACAACUAUCAGGGACGUUCAAGAUUAGCAGCUCCCGACUCAAGUUAUAUGUAGAAGCUUUUGAGAAGCUGAAGAUAAAUUUUUAA
Messenger RNA from Zingiber officinale, 453 nucleotides. RefSeq lists its product as uncharacterized. Gene Ontology annotation, molecular function: RNA-DNA hybrid ribonuclease activity; nucleic acid binding. The coding region runs from base 1 to 453 and encodes 150 amino acids. Lineage: Eukaryota; Viridiplantae; Streptophyta; Magnoliopsida; Zingiberales; Zingiberaceae. The record is from RefSeq and is a predicted model, not a curated record. The transcript is spliced from 2 exons.